AUGGAUACGGCACAGGCAGCUGAAGCCGUUUUCAAGACGCGCAUCUUGCCCGUCAAAACCACAAACCUAGGGGAUUUCGAUCAAUUGACUAGGCUCGAAAAGUGGGAGUUGCCUCGGGACCAGGAUAUCAUUCAGCCUUUACAACAAGCAGCGGAACUUCUCAAGAAGAGUAACAUACCUGUCGGAUUCCCUACCGAGACUGUUUAUGGCCUUGGGGCAGACGCAACGAGGAGUGAUGCUGUCAAGGGGAUUUACAAAGCCAAGGGUCGACCGUUAGAUAACCCCCUCAUUGUCCAUGUCUGCGACCUCAGUAUGUUGCGCGAGCUCCUUGCACCUGCAGGCCAGACAAAUGGGCAUUCAGCAUCCGCUCCGAAUCCGAAUCCGAAUCCAAUUCCGCAGAUCUACUGGCCUCUCAUAAUGAAGUUCUGGCCCGGCCCUUUGACGAUUCUUCUCCCGAACCCGAGACCAAGCAAGUUGGCACCGGAAGUUACAGCAGGACUCCCAACAUUUGGAGCUCGCAUGCCACAGUCCCCACUAGCCCUAUCCCUUAUAAAACUGGCUGGUGUCCCACUUGCUGCGCCCUCCGCGAAUGCAUCCACCAAACCCUCCCCAACGACUGCCGAACAUGUCCUCCACGAUCUCGAUGGGAGGAUCGAGAUAAUCUUGGAUGGUGGGACUUGCCAGGUUGGCGUUGAAAGCACGGUGGUGGACGGACUCUGCAACCCACCUAUUGUGCUUCGGCCGGGAGGUGUUAGUAUUGAUCAGCUCAGGGAGUGUGAAGGUUGGGAAUGCGUCGUAAAAGGAUAUAAAGAUGCGAGUGAGUUGGGCUCAACCACCCCAAGAGCGCCAGGCAUGAAAUAUAAGCAUUACAGCCCGAAAGCAAAGGUGGUUUUAUUUGAAGCUACUCUGCAGCCAGCCACAAAACCCGCAACCUCCUUAGGAGCUGGACCGCUUUCGACCAGUGAUGGGCAGGUGCCGCAUAUAGAUUUGGAGCUUUUAGGUCGGCCCGCGAGGAUUGGCAUCGUGAGGACACGGCAUUGGGACAAGUGGGCUGGGUUCCAUCAUGCCCCUGAUGAGACCCAGGAUCGAAGUACCACCACUCAUGUAACUUCAUCACAUGAUUACCCCCAAAACACCUCUUCUCAGCUGAGAAUGGGCAAGCUCUGGCAAAGUGGGUCGCGGAAGACUGGCUCGCAAUCGACUGAGGGCCGCCACCUAGCGGAUAUAAUUGAGAUCUCGUUAGGGAGCGAGACGAAAGAUAUUGCCCAUGGGCUCUUCUCAGUCCUCAGGGAACUAGACCAGAGGAACGUGGAUGUGAUUUAUGUUGAAGGUAUCGAGGACGAGGGGGAUAUCGCUGCGGCGGUCAUGAAUAGGCUACGUAAAGCUGCUUCUAUCGUCGAGGACUAA
This is a messenger RNA of Venustampulla echinocandica, 1407 nucleotides long. Its product is annotated as Translation factor. The record is from RefSeq and is a predicted model, not a curated record. Gene Ontology annotation, biological process: regulation of translational fidelity. Gene Ontology annotation, cellular component: cytoplasm. Gene Ontology annotation, molecular function: nucleotidyltransferase activity; tRNA binding; double-stranded RNA binding. Lineage: Eukaryota; Fungi; Ascomycota; Leotiomycetes; Helotiales; Pleuroascaceae. The transcript has a single exon. Bases 1 to 1407 code for a protein of 468 amino acids.